UCGGCUUCUGCUUUCUUCUUCUUCUUGCCCUAAUAUUCCCACUCUUUUGUUUCUAUUUUCUGCUAUUGCUUGGGAAGCAAAUUUUCCCGAGAAAAUAUCAAUUCGAAGAGGGCGAAACCCUCCAACGCUUAAGAAUUCAGUUUACUUGCUGAAUUCCGAUGGUCGUACGUCCGAUCGAAUUUUCUCUCCUGCCUUAAUUUUCUCUAAGUUUUGUAAUAAGUUGAAUUUCACCGAUGGGUUCGAUGAACCCUGUUGUCGUUGAUGUUAGCUCUGAUGAAGAGUCUGAUCCUCGAUUAGACGACUUUGAGUGGCUCACAGAGGUUUUGCAAGCCGUUAGUGAGAAAUCGGGCAGUUUUGAUGAAGUGGAGGUGGUUUCCGAGGUGAAGGGUGACUCAAAAAGUAAGCAUCAGAAGUCAAAGCCGUUGAAUUCGACAGUGGGUGAUGAAGAAGACGACGACGAUUGUGUGGUUUUGGACGGUGAUCCCGAGAAGACGACGGCGGCGGCGGAGACUGCAGUUGACGAUGAUGAUAACGCGGCGGAGAGUGAUGAGGUGCUUGUGGUUGGGCAAAAGGGUGAGAUAGCAUGUAGAGACUUCCCUCAUCCACGGCAUUCUUGUGCUAAGUACCCCUUCAGUUCAACAUCACACGAAAAAUACUGUGACAUGUGUCAUUGUUAUGUAUGUGACAUCCGUGCGCCAUGCCCAUAUUGGUGUGUUGGAGUUUCCAGCAUCGAUCAUUGUCAUGCCAAUGACAAGGAGGACAUUUGGAGGAAUCAACGCGAGUACUUCAGGACCGGAAAGAUGCCUUCCAGACCGGUAUUAAAACCUCCUCUGGCUCGGGUUCCGUCAAUGGUUACCCAAGUUCAUUCAAGGAAUUCUACUUCGAGUAUCAUAAGGUUAUCCCCACAAACUUUGCCACGAAGCCAGGUCCCGGGGAUACAGGCUUGCUCCUCGUCCACUGGUUUUCCAAAGGUUAGAUCCAGUCGUCGGAUCGGGCAAUCAAGAUCCAUCCUACAGAAUCACGGGUUGCAGCAUCGAUCCGUGAUGUUACUGAGCGGUGUUCGCAACAGUGUCAUCCAGAAAAGUAGAGGUCAUUACGUCGGUCACCUAAGGUCCCGAGUAGCCUCUUCCACGAGCCUGAUACCGGAAACUCCACAGGCGAGUGGAGCCGGGUUUCUCUCUAAAACGGGCUAUGCUCCAUUGAACGAUCAUAACAACAUCGGAAAUUAUUGUAAUACUUCUCAAGGUUUACAAUGUACUCAUAGUUCUCCUCUGUUGGCAGAGGCAGACGGGUGGCGAGACCCAUACACCCAACUGGGGAAUCGACAGCAGAACAUGACCGGUUACUUCUCGACCGUGCCAGUGCCUGAUCCUCUAAGCCAUGUGUUCACUCGGCAUCCGGACCAAAACCUUUCUGAAUGUGGGAAUCAUCAGAUUGAGACAAAUCCAGAUCUGUUUGCUUCUGCAGAAACUCGGAACCCUGCAGUGGCAGCUGGUUCGUGCCAUCAGACGUUUCAGCAACUGGGAACUAAUAAUGGCUCGGUGCAGGGCAAGUUCUUGUCAGAGUUUGAGGCAUGGCUCAUGGACAAUGCAACCGCCGGAGUUAGCCCCUCGGCCGAGCCGGUUGGUCCAGAGGAAGGGGCAUUAACGUUUGAUUUUGAAACUUUCUUGAAUAAUUGACUUAUUGGGGAUUAGGGAAGAGGAGUGUUGAUGUUUUAUACUAUAUUUUGUAUAGAUUUAUGAGAAGAUUGUUUAACUAACAGUCUGUCGAAUUUGGAAGAGUGUACGUUGUAGCCAAGAUGUGUUUGCACUUUGCGCGUUGAAGAUUAUC
This is a messenger RNA of Tarenaya hassleriana, 1830 nucleotides long. RefSeq lists its product as uncharacterized. Lineage: Eukaryota; Viridiplantae; Streptophyta; Magnoliopsida; Brassicales; Cleomaceae. The record is from RefSeq and is a predicted model, not a curated record. The coding region runs from base 234 to 1679 and encodes 481 amino acids. The transcript has 3 exons.